AUAUAAACAAGGUUUUUUUUUUGACAGAAGUGAUAACUAGCUGAGACUUGUUUGUUUGUGUGUUUAGGGGAAGUACUCUUCAAAAAUUUAUUGUGGUGGUUGUUUAAUGGCAACAUCAGUAUUUAUAAGGUUUAUAAGUCUUUUACUGUUUUGUAUAUCGACUGUUGUUUUAGUUAUAUCCGGUAACGAUGAAGUUGGAAUAGGUGAAUUACCUUUUUGCAAUCCAAGUAACUUGAGAACAGAAGAUGAGAUUAAGAAGUUAGUUUUUGUUUCCACUUUGGACGGCAAACUGUCAGCUUUAGAUGCUUUGUCUGGAGGUUUGCUAUCAUGGGAUGUCAACACAGGGCAAGGCCCAAUGCUUUCAUCCAGCAUACAUCGCCUAGAGCUGACCAACCAGGGCCAGUGGGUUCGGAUGAUCCCCUCGCUGAGUGGAGGGCUGUACCGUUUCAACGGGGAGAGCAUCGAGGCUGUCCCAGUCACUGCAGAUAACCUGUUGCAGUCAUCGGGCUACCUGUUUUCCGACAACUUGGUCAUUGCAGGUGGGAGGGAGACAUCUACGUAUGGGGUAGACGUGAGGUCUGGCCGGCUGAUGUACGAGUGUUCGAUGAGCAACUGCAGGAACUUCACGGACGAUGCCACAGACACUGAGGAGGUCUUAGUCGUGCAGAGGCUCACCCAGACGGUCAGAGCUGUGGAAGCUCGCUCCGGCUCCGAAAGAUGGAACUUCAGUGUGGCUCAGCACGAUGUGAAGAUGGUGAUGAACCCCAACUCGGACUGCCACGGGGGCAAGCAAGAAGGCCGCAGUCCGGCUUUCGACUUCGUCCUCAAAAUAAUUGUUCCAGAGGGCCUGGUGUGUGCCUUCAGCAAGGCCAAUCCCAGCAGGGUGGUGUGGAAAUACAAGUUCGAUGCUCCGGUGGUGUCGGCGUGGCAGUACGCGGAAGGCAGCAUGCUGGAGGUAGACUUGUUCAGCGGCUCGCACUGGCGCGGGGAUGACCUGGGGGUCGGCUCGCCGCCGCUCUACAUCGGGAUGCACAACAAGCAGCUGUACAUCCAGGAGAGCGUGAUGCUCCAGAGGAGGAAGGCCCUGCUGGAGUCCCGCGCGACCGCCGGCGACCCGGGGCUGUCGCUGCGCAUCCCGUGGCACCCGGUCCCCGUCACGAGUACUGCCCUUGGUCUCCCAGAUGGUAGUGACAGCAACGAUAGCAGUGAUGAUCACGACACUCAACUGUCUACCACAGCCAUGUCUGUUCUGUACGCUUCUUCAUACGUCAAUGGUAACGGCUACUACCUCUUCAGUGAGAAUGACUUGUCGGACAAGCACGGGCAGUGCCGGCGUAACGUGACCAUCGCGCCGGUCGUCUCGCCGGAGGACUCCGGGGGCGGGGAAGAAGGGAUGUUUGCAGAGGACACGCCAGCACAGAUCAUCAUUGUCUCCAUCUGGUACUACUGGAAAGAAGUGGUAAUCAUAAGUUUCAGCACAGCCUUGUUGGUGAACCUACUGUACAGGAAGGUGUACGUAAAGGAACUGAAGGUCGUGGUGGUGGAGAAGCCCGUGAUCGUCACCGAAGAUACGGACUCCGGCAUCGAUCAGUCGACCGCCAGGAGCCAGUCGAUUCCCGGGCAGCUUCCUGCGGUGCCAGAGUUCACUUCCCGCUACCUCACGGAUUUCGAACCCGUCCGCUGCCUCGGCAAAGGAGGUUUUGGUGUCGUGUUCGAGGCUAAAAAUAAGAUUGAUGACUGGAGCUACGCUGUGAAGAGGAUAGCAUUGCCCAAUAGGCCAGAGUCCCGGGACCGGGUGAUGCGCGAGGUGCGGGCGCUGGCCAAGCUCGACCACCAGCACAUAGUGCGCUACUUCAACGCGUGGCUGGAGUGCCCGCCCCCCGGCUGGCAGGAGCAGCAGGACAAGCUGUGGCCGCCCAGCAUCAGCACUUCAUGUUCUUUGGAGGAGGUUACCUCUAUGGACCCAGUUAAACCAUCGAAAGCCACAUAUCAAGACAAAAACUCUUCCAAUGCUGGAUUCCUCUUAAACUUGCGAAGUACUAACAACAUAGACGACUCUCUAAUCCACCCACAUGUGAGGAGCAAGAAAGGCUGCCGCUCGUUGGAUAUAAGCGAUUCUUUCAUCACCUUUGAAUCACCAGAAGAGCAAGAAGAAGAGUGCGAUAGGAGGCACAGUGUUAUCACUCUCAAUAGCAACAGCUCGGAGAGCAACUCCAAGACCAAGUGGAAGAAACAUUCCAACAGCAACGAGAUGAAGCAGGUGGUGGUGAAGCGGCCGUUCUCCCUGGACGUGGGGAGCGGGGACGGAGGGAGGCCCGUGGAGCGCAUGUUCCUGUUCAUCCAGAUGCAGCUGUGCCGGGAGGAGAGCCUGCGCGAGUGGCUGAAGGACAACGUGGAGUCCCGGGACCCCGCCACGGUGCACGGCGUGUUCCUGCAGAUCCUGGACGCCGUCGAGUACGUCCACCUGCAGGGCCUCAUCCACAGGGACCUGAAGCCUUCGAACAUCUUCUUCUCCUUGGACGGGCAGAUCAAAGUGGGUGAUUUCGGCCUCGUAACCGCGAUGGUCGAAGGCAGUUGCGACCAGACUCCGUGUGCUGAGGGUAAAACAUUCUUGGCGGACGAGAAACACACGGCGCAGGUCGGAACCCAACUCUACAUGAGUCCUGAGCAGUCGAAGGGUCUGCCGUACAACUACAAAGUGGACAUCUACUCGCUGGGCGUGAUCUUGUUCGAGCUGCUGGUGCCCUUCCGCACGGAGAUGGAGCGGGUGACGACGCUGACGAAGGCUCGGAGCAACAAGCUGCCCCCUCAGUUCCAGCUGCAGUUCAAGGAGGAGUUUGAUCUCCUGCAAAUGAUGCUGUCCCACAACCCGGACGAGCGCCCCACCACGUACGGCAUCCGCGCCCGCCCGCCGUUCAACCAGCAGUCUGCGGCGGAGUGGCACUUCGAGCUGCCGUCCCGCCGCAGAACCUCCAGCACCAACCACUCCACCAGCUCGAGUGCAGACUCGAACGUUGACCAGAGGUAGCGAGUGCCGGCGGUUGUCCUUCCCUUGCCGAGCAGGCGUGUCGUCUGUGAAGUGAACGUGCCUUGAUUGUUGCUUAAAGGAAUGAGGUGCCAUUUGGUGUCAGGAUGAACUCUCAGUAACUCGGACCUCAACCUUGAUAACCAUAAUACAUCUUUUUUUUUUAAAAAAAAAUGGAAUAAUAUAUUUAUUAGUUAGGAACUGUUGCAGGUCUAAAAAUUGUUGGGAAAAUUCUUGUCUUAUUAAUACCUUUAAAAUUAUUAGUAAUAAUAGUGAGUGAAUAUUUUUGUUUAUAGCUUGUUAUUGAACAAGCAAAAACCUUGCAGUAUUACUUAGGUAGUCAUUCAAACUUACAAGAAAGGUUGUGUAAAUAUUUGGUAAAUCUAUAAUUAAAGAGUAGAGUAUCAAUUCCAUUUAGAAAUUUGCCAUUUUAUAUUGAUUUGCAACAGGGUUUAUCAGUUAUUCCAUCAAGCAAUUACUAAGACAUCAGUACAGUGUGAAAUUAUGUUGGUUAAUUCUUUUAAACAUAGAAAUAUUUACAUUUCAAAAUGGACUCAACAUUUUUUGUCACUUUGUAGGAGUGGCAGGGUUUUAUGCAUAGGUAGCAAAUGAAUAGGAGCGUUACGACUUAAGUGACCUUGCUAACUGUUAAGUGUUAGCAGUGCAUGCUGUUUAGCCAAAAACUGUGCAAGAAGGUUUAGUUGACUGAGAGUUUUUAAUGAGGAACAUGAAUUUGACCAGCGGAGAGGGCCUCCUUGUUUUAAAAAUUAAGUGUACUUUUGACAUGAAAAGGGCACAUUAAAAAUAAAAAAAAAUAAUGUAUAUACAACACUUUGGGGAAAACUUCAUGAACUUACAGAAAGGUGAGGGAGUGUUUAUAAAUAUGUACUCUGAAAUAUCAAGACAGACUUACUUUGCAAAAAACAUUUCCGUUUUAAAUAACUAUGAAAAUAAAAAUAAUUAAGUUAGUCUGGUGGCACUGUGAAUUUUUUUCUUUUUGAGGAAUCUGAGAGUGGGGAAACACAAAAAAAUUAUUGGACGAUUAGGUUUGCUUUUAUUUGAGUUUUGAAUGGACAAACAACCCACAAAUAGUACUAUUAAAAUUAAAAAUAACUUAUGGUUAUGUAUGUAGUGUACUUCAGCAGGUAGAACCUGCAACGUUUCCAUAUAAUUACAUAUAUUGAGAGUUCAUCUUAUUUCGGAAUAUAAGUAUUAUAACAAUUCUAUUUGUUAAAAACUAUGUAUAUAUUAAUGUAAAUUGUAGUUAUAAGUUUCACAUUGCAUUUAUACUUUCUGAAAAGACUGUAAUUAUGUAUGUGAUGUAAGGAAACAUUUAGUGUUUGUAUUUAUUUAUUGCGGAUUGUAAAGACCUGCAGAUAUGACUGAACAAUUUUGUUUAUUUUACUGUUAUUAUUGUUGUAGCUAAUGUAUGCAUCAUAAAGUGGAACUUCAGAGUAAAUUUGAAAGUAGAUUUUACUUUUGCUGGAAAAUCUGCCUUCUUAGUUGUGAAAAUGCAUUUUAUGCAUUUAAAAUUUGAAAAGUUGACAAUCUGGAAUCCUUAAAAAAAAAAUUUGUUUUCAAAGUGUUUAUCAGUUAGGUUUGAUAGUUAGGGAAUAUAGGUUACUAGAAGAAGAUAUACAUUUUUUUUUGUAAUAAGAAUGCAGGUAGAGAACUUGAAAAAUAGUUGGUAAGCUGUCAGUAAUUAUGUGAUUGAACACUUUUAUAUUCAGACUAUUAUGAAUCACUCUUUCCAAAGAACUGAAACAUUUACGAUAGCAAAUUGUUUUACACAUACACUUGCACAAUGUCGGAGAAGAUGAGUACGUAUAAACUUUAUUGCUGUUGCUCAUUAAUUAUUUUGAGAUGUGGGAAGUUAUUUUAAAUAAUAUACUUAAAGAGUACAAUAUUUAAUUUGGCUAUUCCUCUGAUCAUAGAUAAUUGUAUAGGUUUUAUUUUUCAUUCCAAUUUGUGCUUUCAUAAAUGUCAAUGGUCUUAAUUUUCAUUUCCCUAAAACCUACUUUCAAAGUGAACCAAUUAUUGAUGGCUUCCUUAGCAAGUGAAACUACAAUAUAAUUGUAUUUUAUGCUACUAUGAUACAUCUUAAGAUAUUCAUGCUGUUUUCACAUGUGAAAUGAAUUUGUUAACCUAUUAUUCUGGAAUAAAUAUUUUUUUUGUUAUA
Messenger RNA from Bacillus rossius redtenbacheri, 5204 nucleotides. It is a transcript of the gene PEK, whose product is annotated as eukaryotic translation initiation factor 2-alpha kinase. The record is from RefSeq and is a predicted model, not a curated record. Gene Ontology annotation, cellular component: cytoplasm; nucleus. Gene Ontology annotation, biological process: protein phosphorylation. Gene Ontology annotation, molecular function: eukaryotic translation initiation factor 2alpha kinase activity; protein binding; ATP binding. The transcript has 17 exons. The coding region runs from base 107 to 3028 and encodes 973 amino acids. Lineage: Eukaryota; Metazoa; Arthropoda; Insecta; Phasmatodea; Bacillidae.